This is a messenger RNA of Canariomyces notabilis, 561 nucleotides long. RefSeq lists its product as uncharacterized. The transcript is spliced from 2 exons. The record is from RefSeq and is a predicted model, not a curated record. NCBI's taxonomy places the organism in Eukaryota, Fungi, Ascomycota, Sordariomycetes, Sordariales, Chaetomiaceae. The coding region runs from base 150 to 431 and encodes 93 amino acids.
CAGUCGCGUUUUUGAGAAGCGCGCAAUCACCUGAUCGUUCAGCACUUGACCCCGCUGUAUCAGCCUUACACGGUGCUAGCAAGUGGCAACAUCUUUCCUGCCGGCCAGGCUCCAACAGCAUUGAACUUGGGAAUCCGCGCCCCUGGAGAAUGUUGCGGGGUCUUCAACAAGUUUCACGAUCUCAUCCCCCAACUGCCCGACCCCAAAUGUUUCCAAACCGCCUUUUUGGUGUAACACCACAUGCGCAAAUCCCAAAUCCUACCAGGUUAUCCCAUGGUGCUGCACCGGCCCCUCUGCCCCGUUCCGACGAAGAACGGUUGCAACCAAGGAUUUUGCCCCCGGAGUUAUUCUUACACAAGAGCAAUGCAGCACCAGUUCCUCUUUCUUCGUCGACAACAGUGAGCUGUGCCGUAGAGGUAAUGUCGGCAUGAGCACCAACUAGCGCCUCUUUUUGCGACCGAUGUGCCAUUUUAUGUUGUCCGGUGGUCCGUAUCUUUACUUGCAUAUGGUGUGACGCGCAUCUGGAUCCAUUUGGCGUUCCCUCGCACAUGAUACGGAGGU